Gilbertella persicaria is the source of this 1488-nucleotide messenger RNA. RefSeq lists its product as uncharacterized. The coding region runs from base 116 to 1447 and encodes 443 amino acids. The record is from RefSeq and is a predicted model, not a curated record. Lineage: Eukaryota; Fungi; Mucoromycota; Mucoromycetes; Mucorales; Choanephoraceae. Gene Ontology annotation, biological process: regulation of transcription by RNA polymerase II. The transcript has 3 exons. Gene Ontology annotation, molecular function: RNA polymerase II cis-regulatory region sequence-specific DNA binding; DNA-binding transcription factor activity, RNA polymerase II-specific.
AAAGAAAGAAAGAAAAAAAAAAAGAGAGAGAGAGAGAGAGAGAGAAAAAAAAAAGAUAUAAGCAAGACUGACAUGACACACAGAACACUCAUUCUUUUCAGCAGCAAAUCUAUAUAUGAACAACAAUACCAUGAAUCAAAAAGAAAAGGAAAUCAGCCUAAUGGCAAAUACUACUACGCAUAGAAAGUCAGUCGGUGAUGUCCAGGUGGAUAUACCAGAUGAAGCACCCAUGGCUGUCUUGCCUUUGAAUUCAAGUUCUAAAUUAGAUCAAGAACCUAACCCAUUUGAACAAAGCUUUUCUGGUGCCACACCUACCAAUGAAGAGAAAUCCAAGGAUAAAUUGACACUUCCUCCUGUUGCUUCUAUCACAAGCACAGCACCUUUGGUUAAUCACUCUGUCAUUGGCGGAGGUAUUUUACCUAAAGAAGUGUCUAACCAAUUCACUUGGGACACACUUCGUACGGGUCCCUUGUCUCCCUCGAUGCUUCAAGGCCCUGCUAAUCCAGAAGAAUAUUAUGCUACGGCUAAUAUGCCUUCCAAGUUAAACAACAACUACCCCGCUGCUUCAUCUUCUUCUAUCUCAAGAGCAUCAUUUUCGAGUACAGGUGAAGUCUCCUAUCCUGUCAAGAUAGAACAAUCACAAGAUGUGUAUUUGCAUCCUACUGCAAAACCACCAUCACCACCUACCAGACAAAGUACUCGCACACGACAGACUAGAAAGCGAUCUUCUUCUUCUUCGCAUCAUCAUCAAGAAGAAGAUGCUCAGUCUAUGGACAGUAGUGAGUAUGUGCCACACAAAAAGACAACCAGAAGAAGAUCUUCUGCUCUUACACAGGAUUCUGAUGAAGAAGACGAAGAGCAACAACAUGAAAAGACAACUUCAAGAAAGAAAAAGUCUGUAAACAAAGAUGAAGAUGAUGAGAAACGUAAAAACUUUUUGGAGAGAAACAGAAUAGCUGCUUUGAAAUGUCGCCAAAGAAAGAAGCAAUGGCUAAACAAUUUACAAGCCAAAGUUGAAUUCCUAACAAAUGAUAAUGAGAGACUUCAAAUGCAGUCUGAAUCCCUGAAAGAAGAAAUUGUCAAUCUGAAAACACUGCUGCUGGCCCAUAAAGAGUGCCCAAUUGCACAAGCACAUGGAUUCCAUUCUAAUGCCAUACAAAAGGCUUCCAUGUCUUCUGUGUUAUCUACGCCUAUUAUGAGACAAAGUACUUCAUCUUCUAUGAUGAUGCAACCCUAUUUAAACAAUAGAACUUCUACUUCCAAUCCAUCAUUACCGCAACAACAAGGCUCAUCAGGUAAUUCUGUGGCAGCCUCUUCUUCAUCAUCAUCAUCGAUUCCUCAGUAUCAACGUACAUCCACUGCUAAUAUUGGCAUGCCUAUUCAAUCACAACCUGCAGGUCAACAAGGCAUGGUAGCUGGUGGUUCUUCAGGUGUCUUACGAUUCUAAAAUACCUAAAAACGAUAUUAAAAGUUUUUUUUUUUUUUGAA